AUGUCGAAGUCAGAGAAGAGGAAAGGGCCUCCGGCGCCUCAAAAGCCCCGCAAAAGACAAAAAGUGUCCGUCCAAAGCAAGGCUCAAGCGUAUAAAGGCCCAUCUAUCCGUGGCGACGCGUUGAAAUGGAAGACGGUGGCUCUGCCGAAGAGGCUGGAGGACGCAGAAGGUUUCUACGGCUUGGAGGAGAUUGACGAUGUCGAAGUGGUCCGAGAUGAGAGCAACAACCAUGUCAUGUUCAGGCCGAUCUCGGCGGCCGCCGUGGAUAAUUCCAGUAGCGACUUCGAAGGCACUGGAGAAUGGUCGGGGUUUGACGACGACAAUAAGGGAGAAAACCCAGCACCUUUGCCGGAUGCUCUGUCAGCGGAUUCUACUGACGAUGGAGCGAAGCACUCGAAAUCGGGGAAAGGACUUGAGCACAAGCCCCAGCCCAAAUCCAAGAGGAUGGAAGAGAUUGCUGGCGAUAUGAAUUUCGAUGUCCUCCUAGAGCGGUCGGAGGAGUCAAAGGUUGAUGUCUCAGCUUGGCAGGACCUCGAGCUGUCGCCCGUCACCCUUUCCCAGCUCUCACGUUUAGGAUUCAGCAAGCCCACGCCAAUACAACAAGCCAGUAUCCCCGCCAUCACCCAGGGUCACGAUGUCAUUGGCAAGGCUGUGACGGGAUCAGGAAAGACCCUUGCGUUUGGGUUGCCGAUAUUCGAGAGGUGGCUGUCCGGUGAAGAUCAACCAACGAAAGGCACCAGCAGUGGUGAUGACGCGAUCUUGGCUCUCAUCCUCGCACCCACGCGAGAGCUAGCUUUGCAAUUGAACAAACAUCUGAACGAGCUGUGCAUCGGUCUGGAGAGACGCCCGAAGAUCAUCGCUGUGACUGGCGGCUUGUCCAUCUACAAACAACAACGACAGCUCCAAGACGCAGACAUUGUGGUCGCGACACCAGGACGGUUCUGGGAGGUGAUGAAUGAUGCUUCUACCAAUCAAGACGUGGAUGCUCUGGUCGAACGGCUAAAGAAGAUCAAGUUCCUGGUCGUGGACGAAGCAGACCGCUUGUUGAGUGAAGGCCACUUCAAAGAGGUUGAGGAGAUCCUCGACGCGCUGGACCGACAACUCAUCGACGAGGACAAUGACGGGGAGGCAGCAGAGAAGCCACCGAACUCUGAAAGGCAAACACUCGUGUUUUCUGCCACGUUCCACAGAGGCCUGCAGCAGAAGCUUGCCGCUAAGCAGAAGGCUGGAAAGCGGUCGGAUAGCAAUCUUCUGAGCAACCAACAGUCGAUGGAAUACCUGCUUCGGAAACUCUCCUUUCGGGAGGAGAAGCCCACAUUUAUCGAUGUCAAUCCCACCUCGCAAAUGGCGACUGCGCUCUCCGAAUCCAUUGUCGAAUGCGCUGCCAUGAAGAAGGACCUCUAUCUCUACUCGAUCAUGAUGCAGAAUCCUGGCAAAAAGACUUUAGUGUUUACGAACAGUAUCGCAGCCGUCAAGAGGGUAACUGCGUUUCUCCAAAGUCUGAAGCAGCCUGCAGUGGGCUUGCACUCGACAAUGCCACAAAAGUCGCGAUUGCGGUCACUCGAAAAGUUCACAGCCCAGAGUACGGUGCUUGUAGCCACAGAUGUUGCAGCCCGAGGCAUAGACAUUAAAGGUAUCGAGCUGAUCAUUCACUACCAUGUACCCAGGACCGCAGAUAUGUACGUGCAUCGAUCUGGAAGAACAGCUCGGGCGGAGAGUUCUGGGCGAUCCAUUCUGCUUUGCUCGCCAGACGAAGUCGCUGGUGUAAGAAGAUUAAUCAGCGAAGUACACAAGACCGACGAGCCGCCAGAUACUAUUCAGCUGGAUGGAAGACUAGUGCAACAACUUGAGCCGCGCGUAGCACUAGCCCAGAAAAUCACGGAUGCUACUCAAGCAAAAGAAAAAACCGCGAGCAAGGACGGAUGGUUGAAAACCGCCGCCGAAGAGCUUGGUGUGGAGUAUGAUAGUGAAGAGUUUGAGACACAGGGGCAAAGAGGCAAGAGGGGACGGGGUGGUGGGCGGGCAAAGAAGGAAAAAGAAAAUGCCACGAUCAGCAAAGAUCAAGUCUCUGAAUGGCGGUCAGAACUUGACACGCUCUUGAAGAAGAGAAUCAACCUUGGAGUCAGCGAAAGAUACAUUGCAGGCGGACGGGUUGAUGUGGAAGCACUACUCGAGGGUAGGAUGGAUGGAGCAUUUCUCAGUCGCUGA
This is a messenger RNA of Cladophialophora yegresii CBS 114405, 2208 nucleotides long. RefSeq lists its product as uncharacterized. NCBI's taxonomy places the organism in Eukaryota, Fungi, Ascomycota, Eurotiomycetes, Chaetothyriales, Herpotrichiellaceae. Gene Ontology annotation, molecular function: ATP binding; nucleic acid binding; RNA helicase activity. The transcript has a single exon. Bases 1 to 2208 code for a protein of 735 amino acids. Gene Ontology annotation, cellular component: nucleolus. The record is from RefSeq and is a predicted model, not a curated record.